AGUUCUUCCCGCCCACUACCCCCGCCCGUGACGUGGCGUCAGCCAGCCGGCGCUGAGCUGUACUUCCGGUCAGUGACGUCAUCGGGUGACGUGCACCUUCGGGUUGUUGGUGUCGGGCAGCGUCAGAAUUCUUCAGUGAGCAUGGCAUCAUAUCUAGAAUUUAUUCAACAAAAUGAAGAACGAGAUGGCAUUCGGUUCAGCUGGAAUGUGUGGCCAUCCAGUCGACUAGAGGCUACACGUAUGGUGGUUCCUUUAGCUUGUCUGUUCACUCCUUUAAAAGAGCGCCCAGAUCUACCACCUAUACAGUAUGAACCUGUGCUGUGCAGUAGGGCUACCUGCAGGGCUGUCCUUAAUCCACUAUGUCAAGUGGACUAUCGAGCAAAACUCUGGGCGUGCAAUUUUUGUUUCCAGAGGAAUCAGUUCUCACCUUCUUACUCGGGCAUUUCUGAAGUGAAUCAGCCAGCUGAAUUACUGCCACAGUUUUCAACUAUUGAAUAUGUUGUCCAGCGAGGUUCACCUGCUCCUCUCAUCUUCUUGUAUGUGGUGGACACAUGCUUGGAAGAAGAUGAUCUUCAAGCCCUCAAAGAAUCCCUGCAGAUGUCUUUGAGUCUGCUCCCUCCAAAUGCAUUAGUGGGUCUGAUUACUUUCGGUCGAAUGGUGCAGGUUCAUGAAUUGAACUGUGAGGGGAUUUCAAAAAGCUACGUCUUCAGAGGCACGAAGGACCUGACAGCAAAACAAAUCCAGGAUAUGUUGGGUCUUGCAAAGCCACCAGCAGCAGUUCAAGGAAGGGCCCCUCAAUCACAUGAGCACCCUGGUUUAUCAAGCAGAUUCUUGCAGCCUGUUCAUAAAAUUGAUAUGAAUUUGACUGAUCUACUUGGAGAACUUCAGAGGGAUCCCUGGCCUGUACCUCAGGGCAAAAGACCUUUGCGUUCAACUGGUGUGGCUCUUUCCAUAGCUGUUGGUUUGCUUGAGGGUAGUUUUCCAAAUACUGGAGCCAGAAUAAUGUUGUUUACUGGAGGACCACCAACCCAGGGACCAGGCAUGGUGGUGGGUGAUGAACUGAAAACCCCCAUUCGUUCCUGGCAUGAUAUAGAGAAGGACAAUGCACGGUUCCUGAAGAAAGCAACCAAGCAUUAUGAGGCUCUGGCAAACCGUGCAGCAGCAAAUGGCCAUUGUGUUGACAUCUACGCUUGCUCUCUGGAUCAGACUGGACUUUUGGAGUUGAAAUGCUGCUGCAACCUGACUGGAGGUUAUAUUGUGAUGGCAGACUCUUUCAACACUUCCCUCUUCAAGCAAACAUUCCAACGAGUUUUCACUAAAGGUCUGCAGGGAGAUUUCAGAAUGGCAUUUGGUGCUAGUUUGGAGGUUAAGACAACCAGAGAACUGAAAAUUGCUGGAGCAAUAGGUACCUGUGUGUCACUGAACUCCAAAGGCCCUUCUGUGUCUGAGAAUGAGUUGGGUCUAGGUGGUACAUGCCAGUGGAAAAUUUGCGGCUUGGAUCCCAGCACAACCUUGGGUAUCUACUUUGAAGUUGUUAAUCAGCAUAAUGCACCAAUCCCUCAGGGCGGACGAGGUGCUAUUCAGUUUGUCACCCAUUACCAGCAUUCCAGCAGUCAAAGACGCAUCCGAGUUACUACAGUAGCCAGAAACUGGGCAGAUGCACAGAGUCAACUCCAGCACAUUGAAGCAGCAUUUGACCAGGAAGCAUCAGCUGUGCUGAUGGCAAGACUGGGAGUUUUCAGGGCUGAGUCUGAGGAGGGACCGGAUGUACUUCGUUGGUUGGACAGACAAUUGAUCCGACUGUGUCAGAAGUUUGGCCAGUUCCACAAAGAUGAUCCUAACUCUUUCAGGCUCUCUGAAACAUUUUCCCUCUAUCCACAGUUCAUGUUCCACCUGAGAAGAUCCCCAUUCCUUCAAGUUUUCAACAAUAGUCCUGAUGAAUCAUCAUACUACCGCCAUCAUUUCAUGAGACAAGACCUGACUCAGUCACUGAUCAUGAUUCAGCCUGUUCUCUAUUCUUAUUCUUUCUAUGGGCCCCCUGAGCCAGUCCUAUUAGACAGUGGCAGUAUCUUACCAGACCGAAUCCUCCUCAUGGACACUUUUUUCCAGAUUGUUAUCUACCACGGGGAGACUAUAUCACAGUGGAGGAAGGCUGGUUACCAGGACAUGCAAGAAUAUGAAAACUUCAAACAGCUCCUGCAAGCUCCACUGGAUGAUGCACAGGAAAUCCUUCAGACCCGGUUUCCAAUGCCACGUUAUGUUGACACAGAACACGGAGGGAGUCAGGCUCGAUUCCUUCUCUCAAAAGUGAACCCAUCACAGACUCAUAAUAAUUUGUAUGCUUGGGGACAGGAAUCUGGUGCACCAAUCCUGACUGAUGACGUUAGUCUUCAAGUCUUUAUGGACCAUUUAAAAAAGCUAGCAGUAUCUAGCGCAUCAUAGAUCAAUCUGAUGUAGAAGAGCACAAGAAAAUAUUGGAAAAUAGAUUUUGCUUAGAUUCUUUAUUUUGAAUUAUGACUGUCUUGCAUUAAUAUUGCACCUUGCCUAUAUGUGGAGGUCCUGAUUUGAUUUUGUUUAAUUUUUAGGUAUUACUUAUUUCCAAACCUGCUGCAUUCCUAUUGAAGAAAAAUUGUUUAUUUCUGACAAUCUGUUAGCUUUAAUUUAUCAAUUAAUGUCUUUUAUAUACAAGUUCAAUAGCUAAUAAUAAAUAAACUUAAAUGCAUUGACUGCUUAUGUUUGUAACUUCAAAACUUAUUUACACAUCUUUUUCUUUCGCCUGCUUUGAAAGGAAAUAACCUUAAACUGUAUGACAAAAUAAUACAAGAUCUUUUAUAGCAAAACUAUGCAAGAUAAAGUUUCUGAUAUUUGUGAUUACUUGUCUUUAUUUAGUUUACUUAAACACAUCAUCUCCACAGAGAUGAGAAUUUCUUUGAGUACAGUUUUCUACAAGUUAGAUUUAAAUGCACCAACUGCUGAAAUCUGUGGAAAUUUUUUUUUUAAAUAUGACCAUUCUGAUAUGUGUCCCCAGGUUAUGACAGUUUUUUUUUCCAUUCCUGAGAACUUUCAAAACGUUUGUAAGUUACAAAUGAACAACAGCAGUGUGUGGGAGAGGAUUACAGAAACAGGUGUGAUGGAGUAGCAAGAACAGCAGCUGCUGAGUGAGUGAGAGAGUCUGAACAGCAGUCCCGGCUCUGCUCAGUUCCAUCCAGCUCCUGAUUUCUGCAGCUCAGAACAGAGAAGGCAUAUGGAAAGACCCCAAUCCCUGAAUGCAGAAGACGUCUGCAGCAGCUGGCAAAUCCACCACCAUCCAUCCCACCAGUCUCCUAAACGCUUGUUCAUAUGUACAGACUGCCCAUAAGCCAAAUGUUCAUAACCUAAGGUGGACCUGUAAAGAGUUUGAUUUCUACUUUCUUGAAUCCUUAUGUAAAGUUAAAUAUUUUCAUUCGGCUCAAAUCUGACUGCAACAAAUAAGUUGUGGUGAAUAUAGUGUACAUUUCUAAUAUUUGUGCCAUUAUUUAUAGAAUAGUGAUUUCCAGAAGUGUUGACCUAUCCAUGCCUUAUUCCACAAGAAAAUGGAAGUGACAGUUCCAGUUCCAUACUUAAUCUCAUACAUAGGUUCUACAAUCUAUUGUGUAAUAUUAUGACAAUUUUAUUAUUUUUGAGUAUCAUGCAUGGACCCAAAAUGGAAUUUUAUUUCUAAUGUACCAUUUUGACAUUAUCUAUACUUCAUUAAUCUUAAUAUCCAAUGCAUCUUUAUAGAGCCAGUCUUAAAAACAUAACUACCAAGAGCGCCAAACAAAUUAUUGGAUGAUAUAUUGAGAACUACGUUUGAAGUUCAGAUUGGGUUAUCAUUGUUGCACAGUAUAAACUGUGGUGAAGUACAUCACAUGCAAAGCUCCAGAAUAGGAUGAUGGAGAAAAUGAAGAUAGCCAAAAGGUUAUCUUAAUGAACACAAUGAGGAGUGAACAAAGGCAAUGUACUGGAAAUGCAGCAAAAGUGGCUUUGAAGUAAAACAAAAUUAUGGUGUUGAAAAAAAAUUUACGACUUGAUAAUGUGAUAAAUCAGAACAUACAAGAAAUAAUAAUAAACUGCUUGACGGGCCCAAUUGAUACAAGAUUCUGCUUCUUUUAAUUUCCAAGGCAGAACUGAGAAAUAAAAGAUAGUUCAAAUGAAUAAAUGUCAAUUGAAUUUAUUGCUUAGAUCGAUGUAAUUAUCUUAAUUUUAGAUUUUUGCCCCUUUAGUCAGUUGUGUCCUAAUUAACUAGGCCACAGUAAAACAAUCCUUGAGUUCCAAGUGACCAGACAAGGCCUGGUGAGAUAUGGAAUUUCGCAUUUGUAUCAUUUUUAACACAGUAAGUAAGAUGGAACAUUUGUUAUCAUAUCUGAAAUAAAAUUCAAAUAGAACAAUCCCAUAUCAUGUUUUGUACUAUUUGUAAUAGAUUUCAAUAUUAUUUUAUGAAGAUCAGUCACCAACCUUCUUCCUUAAAAUAAUGCUGGACAAUCCAUAAUGUGAAUAUCAAUGAAAAGUAAUUAUAGUCUUCAUUUUUUACAUUUAUCAAAGUACAUAUAUAUCAGGAUAGAAUAAAUGUAGCAC
Messenger RNA from Mobula hypostoma (lesser devil ray), 4593 nucleotides. Its product is annotated as protein transport protein Sec23B. Gene Ontology annotation, biological process: intracellular protein transport; endoplasmic reticulum to Golgi vesicle-mediated transport; COPII-coated vesicle budding. The transcript has 20 exons. The coding region runs from base 142 to 2442 and encodes 766 amino acids. The record is from RefSeq and is a predicted model, not a curated record. Gene Ontology annotation, cellular component: endoplasmic reticulum exit site; COPII vesicle coat. Gene Ontology annotation, molecular function: zinc ion binding; GTPase activator activity. Lineage: Eukaryota; Metazoa; Chordata; Chondrichthyes; Myliobatiformes; Myliobatidae.